Molecule: messenger RNA, 1733 nt
Organism: Thalassophryne amazonica
Lineage: Eukaryota; Metazoa; Chordata; Actinopteri; Batrachoidiformes; Batrachoididae
Gene: hs3st1
Product: heparan sulfate (glucosamine) 3-O-sulfotransferase 1
Exons: 2
Coding region: 259-1185 (308 amino acids)
Molecular function (GO): [heparan sulfate]-glucosamine 3-sulfotransferase activity
Source: RefSeq, a predicted model, not a curated record
GCGCGCGGGAGGCGCUGUGCAGACCGUGCGCUCGCAGAUUUUACGCAGCCGGACCACAUCGUCGGAACACGCGCGAACGUGCACGAAAUGAAGCCUGUGCUCGCUGGAAUAUUCUAGCUAUAAAGCGUUGCAGGGAGAAAAGAGGCUGUUUUUCAUUUUCCAGUUGGACCGUUGCCUUCACGCAGUUGCUCUUUCAAUGUGGGAUACAGCUUUGCUGCUCUCGCCAGGCUGAAAUCCUCCAGUGUCAGGACCUCCCUCAUGGCAGCUUUGCUCCUGGGGCUGCUGCUUUUUGCAGUGCAAUCUCCCUCUGUUCCCUCCAGGCCCAUGUCCGAUGGAGGACAACCGCCAUCUCAGUCCUCAGCUACUGUGGCCCCCGGUGACAACGGGACCACCAGUCACCCCAACGGCACCCUCCAGCAGCUUCCUCAGAUCAUAAUUAUCGGUGUGAGGAAGGGCGGCACGCGGGCACUUAUUGAGAUGCUCAGCCUGCACAGCGCCGUGGCAGCCGCUCAGAACGAGGUGCACUUCUUCGACUGGGAGAGUCACUUUCAGAAGGGCCUGUCCUGGUAUGUGAGCCAGAUGCCCUACUCCUUCCCCGACCAGCUGACAGUGGAGAAGACACCGGCCUACUUCACAUCUGCCAAAGUUCCCAAACGCAUUUACCAGAUGAACCCGAACAUCAAGCUGCUGCUGAUCCUCAGAGAUCCCACCGAGCGGGUGUUUUCAGACUACACCCAGAUCUUCUACAACCGACUUCAAAAGCACAAACGCUGCCAGCCUAUUGACUCUGUGCUGGUAAAGGACGGGGCGAUCAACUUAGGAUACAAGGCUCUCAACCGCAGCCUGUACUAUGUGCACAUGCACAACUGGCUGAAAUACUUCCCACUGGAGAGCAUCCACGUGGUGGAUGGCGACGAGCUGAUCAGGGAUCCCUUCCCCGAGAUGAAAAAGGUGGAAAGAUUUUUAAAGUUGGAGCCCCAGAUAAAUGUUUCAAACUUUUACUUUAAUAAAACAAAGGGAUUCUACUGUUUGAGGGACCAUGGGCGAGAAAGAUGCUUGCACGAUUCCAAAGGCAGGGCUCACCCUCACGUGGCUCCCGCCAUCCUGCAGAAACUUUACCAGUUUUUCCAAGAGCCUAACAAGAAGUUCUUUGAGCUGGUGGGUCGGACUUUUAACUGGAAGUGAGCGAGGAUUUGUCAUCUGUCAUUGGGAUUAAUCUCCAUAAACUAUUUUCAGUACUAACAAAGCAGAUGUAAUGUAAAUCUAUUUUUGUAUUUGUAGUUACUGCAGGUCAAUGGAGCCGAUUAUCAGGGCAGGCUGCAGCAAAUGUGGUGCUUUUUUUUUUUUUUUUUUUUGCUUGUUUUCUCAUCAAUCACUGAUGAAGACGUUCAGAUGGUCAGAGAGCAUGUUACACAAAGAUAAGUCCCCAAAUGUUUUACCACGCUGAUGUGACCACAUUAUUAACAUCACACUACAUUUGUUGUUCCGAAGGACUUUCACCUGCUGCUACACUUCUGUCAGUCACAUUCACGCACAAACUGGAUAUGUAUUUGUUACUUUUCUUAUUAAAAAUUGUCUUCAUGUAAAUCAACUUAAGACUAUAUAAAUGGUUUGUGCACAUCAUAUCACAUGCUGCGGCUUAUUAUGGUGGACUGUAAAUAGUUUAUUAUUAUUGUUAAAGUACUCCAGAAUUAAUAUUGUAAUAAAGAUGUAUUUUAUUUUUAACAAUUGGA